This is a messenger RNA of Cynocephalus volans (Philippine flying lemur), 1841 nucleotides long. RefSeq names its product LHFPL tetraspan subfamily member 6 (gene LHFPL6). Lineage: Eukaryota; Metazoa; Chordata; Mammalia; Dermoptera; Cynocephalidae. The record is from RefSeq and is a predicted model, not a curated record. The transcript has 4 exons. Bases 285 to 887 code for a protein of 200 amino acids. Gene Ontology annotation, cellular component: membrane.
CAGGACGGUCUUGGCCGUGGAUGUUCCCGCCCGCGAGAGAGAGCAAGUUGUGUGCGCGCCCGGGACCCGGGAGAGAAGGCGGCCGCCGCCCGCCAGCCAUGGACCAUCAUUCUUACUACAGAGGGUGGGAAGUUGAUGCCCAGUAGAACGGAAGACCCAUUCUGUGAAUAGACACAUUACAGCACUGUGGAUUACCUGCGGGCCCCUGGUGGUUUCACACCUUCGCUCACGCCUGAAGUCCCUGAACACUUACUUUGGGUCCUCAUUGCCCUAUCUAGUGAAAGAUGGCAUCCAGCCUGACUUGUGCUGGGGUGAUCUGGGCAUUGCUCUCUUUUCUUUGUGCUGCCACCUCCUGCGUGGGGUUCUUUAUGCCUUACUGGCUCUGGGGAUCACAGCUGGGCAAGGCUGUGUCCUUUGGUACUUUCCGGAGGUGCUCGUAUCCUGUGCAUGAUGAGAGUCGGCAGAUGAUGGUGAUGGUGGAGGAAUGUGGGCGCUAUGCCUCCUUCCAGGGCAUACCCAGCGCAGAGUGGAGGAUCUGUACCAUAGUGACGGGCCUGGGUUGUGGCCUGCUCCUCCUGGUGGCACUCACCGCCCUCAUGGGCUGCUGUGUGUCUGAGCUCAUCUCCAGGACAGUGGGAAGAGUGGCUGGAGGAAUUCAGUUUCUGGGGGGAUUGUUGAUCGGUGCUGGCUGUGCCCUCUAUCCCUUGGGCUGGGACAGUGAGGAAGUCCGGCAGACUUGUGGCUACGUUUCCGGCCAGUUCGACCUGGGUAAGUGUGAAAUCGGCUGGGCCUACUACUGCACGGGAGCAGGUGCAGCAGCUGCCAUGCUGCUGUGCACUUGGCUGGCUUGCUUCUCGGGAAAGAAGCAGAAGCACUACCCGUACUGAGAUGGAGCCACUAAGAGAAAGCAGAGGAGAAGAUGGGCCAACGGGGGCUUGGAGGAGAUGAAGCAUCCAGCUACUUUCAACAGGUGGAAGAGUGGUUUUGAUCCAAUACAGUGCUAACAAAAUAAAACCCAACAGAAUCAGGAACAUUGUAUAAAAAGGAAGAGUUCUGGGAAAUUUGUGAAAGACAUGGAGAGUAUAGAAUGAUGGAGAAAAAAGGACCAAAGGCUAAAAAUAUUGCAGGACAUCGGGUGCUUCUAUUCCACAUAAUAUUGUUAAUGUAUAUCACAUACAGACACAAAACAAAUCUAUAUAUGCAAACAAGGGUUUUGUUUUGUCUUUUUUUAAAAAAAGGUGAACACUCAGAGAAACAAAAGGGCUAGUAGGAACAGUGUUAUGUGGGGAAGCAGGGUACCCUGCAGAUGUUCCCUGUAGGUCACGGCACUCCUGAAAGCACACGAGCACAUCAGACACACGCAUUCACACAUAUGCCCACGCACGGACAUGUAGAUCGUCGCACAGACUGGACGGGAGGUUUAGCAGUGCAUUACUCCUCUGUUUUCUUUUUAAUAUACAUUUAAAAUACAGUGUUAUCACUUCAUAAAGCAUACGUUAAACCUAAUAAAUGGACCAAUAAGCCACUCUAUCAGUAUUUUGUAUACCCUGCAUAAACUCUUUACACCCUCAACAUAUUUUCAGUGUUUAUGCAGACCUUUAGAGUUAAGCCUUUGUAUUUCAACGUUAUUCAAAGAUAUGCAUCAUUUCUCUGAGUAACUUCUGCUAUGAUAUUCUUACAAAGUAAAGGGGCAACUUUCUGUCCACUGUAGGAAAGAAUUCAGUUUAAGAUCUGAGAGUAAUGAGAGACAUUUUCCAGCCAUUAGAUCUUGUUUUCUUUUGUCUAUUAUUGUUCUGUGCUGUACCACAUUUAUUUCAAUAUUCAUUUUGUAAAAAAUUUAA